AGUCCCGUGCCUCGGACGUACUUUAAAUACCCCUUCCCGCGCCGCGCGUUGCCUCAAAAAAUGUACACUUUUUGCGUUAGUGGAGACAUACAGAAAUUCCGGGAGGCUCUUGACUCGUCACGCUCUUUUUCGGAUGAAUUCGACAUAUGCGAAUUGUCUGGUAUUAUGAUCGAAGCCAUCAAACGAAAAAGCUCUCAAUUCAUCAAGGAGCUCCUUCGUCGCGGCAUGCCCGUGGAUCCACUAUAUGCCUUUGAAGCAAUAAAAGUGAAGGCAAAGGAUGCCCUAGAAGCAUUCCUUGAUAAUGGGUGGGAUAUUAAUCAGCCGAUUAGCGAGCUUAAACCUCCGCUACUAGAAUAUGCUGUUGCUGAUGAGGAAAUGACAGCUUGGCUUCUUGAUCAUGAAGCUGAUCCUAAUCGACAAUGUGUUAUUGAUCUCACACCACUCUCCCUUGCUGUCGAAAGCGCACCCAUUUCCGUCAUUCAUCUCAUACUCAGUCAUGGCGGAAAUGUUCAAAAAGGCCAACUUCUCCAUCAUGCCAUCGAAAGGCCAUCAGAUGCUAUCGAAGUUCUGAAGCUUCCAAUAGAGAAAGGCGCACCCAUCAAUGCAACCGUUCACGAAGACUACCCAUCUUGGGCGUUAUUCCAAUUUAUGGGUCUCGGAACACCCCUGCACAGAGCAUCUAAACUAGAAAGAGUUGAUGUAGUUCGCUAUUUGCUCAGCAAAGGAGCCAACCAGGAUAUUAAAUAUACAAAAGGUCAUAUACCUUUGGAGUGUGCGCAAAUGUCGAAUCACUUGGAAGUCAUUCAGGAAUUAGAGAAGUGGAAGUAA
Molecule: messenger RNA, 828 nt
Organism: Penicillium longicatenatum
Lineage: Eukaryota; Fungi; Ascomycota; Eurotiomycetes; Eurotiales; Aspergillaceae
Product: ankyrin repeat domain-containing protein
Exons: 2
Cellular component (GO): cytoplasm; nucleus
Molecular function (GO): protein binding
Source: RefSeq, a predicted model, not a curated record